Molecule: messenger RNA, 567 nt
Organism: Soboliphyme baturini
Lineage: Eukaryota; Metazoa; Nematoda; Enoplea; Dioctophymatida; Soboliphymatidae
Source: the annotation of a GenBank genome assembly
AUGCGCAUGAUCGGCUUUCGUCAGGUCAACGUGUCGUAAUGCACCGUGAGACCCGGAGGCAGUUUGCCUAUGAGAGCCAUCUACGCUGACGAUCGUAUCUCAUGCGACUAUAGAGAAUCCGGUUCGCAAGUCACCUACUACAGCCGGGUCAAGGUUCCGUCCACCCUUUCCAGCAUGCUGUGCUACGGUUUCGAUGAUCAGAGGCCAGGCCCGAUGAACAGCUUUACGGUUAAAAACCACCUUCAAAAUCAUAAUAUAAUUGAAAACAAAUGGAAGGGCGAAUUCGACGCUUCACAGUCCAACUAUUUUCUCGCUAGUCAAGGUUUUACGGCAACCGGUCUUCAGUGGCUAAUGGUCGGAAGGGGCGGAAAUCACAAACAGGCCACUGGUGGUAAUGUCCAUACGGCGUUGAUGACCAGCAUAGAGUCAUGUCCGGUCAGAGUGCAGCUGAAGCAGUGCCGACUCAAAAACAUGUUGGCCGGCGCUUUUCGCCUCACCUCCAGUGGCGCAAACGGCAGCGAUGAUGACUUACACAUACUGACCUACGGAUUCUGUGUCCACCACUGA